Messenger RNA from Antechinus flavipes (yellow-footed antechinus), 2315 nucleotides. RefSeq names its product dipeptidase 2-like. The transcript is spliced from 10 exons. Gene Ontology annotation, biological process: proteolysis. Gene Ontology annotation, molecular function: metallodipeptidase activity. The record is from RefSeq and is a predicted model, not a curated record. Lineage: Eukaryota; Metazoa; Chordata; Mammalia; Dasyuromorphia; Dasyuridae. Bases 71 to 1336 code for a protein of 421 amino acids.
CUGACUGCUGCUUUGUCCCCAGGACCUCCUCGGACCUCAGGCCUCCCGGGCUUGCAGGCGCCUGCCGGCCAUGGAGAAGGCGCCGGGGCUGCUGCUGCUGCUGCUUCUGGGGGCGGGCGCCAGGCCCGGCGGGGGCUCCGAGCUCGGGGAGAGAGUCCGCGCCCUCAUGAGAGCCCAUCCGCUCAUCGACGGCCACAACGACCUUCCGGGAAUCCUGAGAUGGUUCCAUCAGAACCGAAUCCACAAUCUGGACCUGAGAACCUUCAGCCAAAGCCAGACCAACAUCCAGAAACUCCAGGCAGGAAUGGUGGGAGCCCAGUUCUGGUCGGCCUACGUCCCCUGCCAAACUCAGGACAAAGAUGCUUUGCGCCUGACUCUGGAACAGAUCGAUGUCAUCAAGCGGAUGUGCAAGGCUUACGAGGAACUGGAAUUUGUGACCUCAGUGAAAGAGCUUAAUGAGACCCGAAAGUUGGCUUGCCUGAUUGGGGUGGAAGGUGGCCAUUCCAUGGAUGGAAGCCUGGCCAUCUUGCGAACAUUCUAUGACCUCGGAGUGCGCUACAUGACUUUGACACAUUUCUGUAACACACCCUGGGCAGAGAGCUCCUCGAAGGGUCUACAUCACUUUUACCCAUAUGUUAAGGGACUAAAUACUUUUGGGGAGAAAGUGAUAAAGGAAAUGAACCGUUUGGGCAUGAUGGUGGACCUCUCCCAUACGUCAGUGGCCACGGCCAAAAAGGCAAUGAUUCUGUCUGAGGCUCCAGUGAUCUUCUCCCACUCGUCCGCCUUCUCAGUGUGCAACAAUGAUAGAAAUGUGCCAGACACCCUCCUGAAGCAGUUGAAGAGGAAUGGCGGCAUCGUGAUGGUGACCUUCUCUGUAGGCGUGAUUCAAUGUCAGCUGUUGGCCAACAUCUCCACAGUAGCAGAUCACUUUGACCAUAUAAAGAAGCUUAUUGGAGCCGAGUUCAUGGGGAUUGGAGGAGAUUAUGAUGGUGUUGGCAAGUUUCCAGAAGGCCUGGAAGAUGUUUCCAAAUACCCUGCUUUGAUUGAGGAGCUGAUGAGACGGGGCUGGAGUGAGAAGGAACUGCAGGGUCUUCUUCGGGACAAUCUCCUGAGAGUCUUUCAGAAAGUGGAACAGGUGCGGCAACAGAGCAAGAACCAGAGACCCAAUGAAGAACUACUUUCUGAAAUAGUGACAGAUAAUAAGUGUCGUUCAAGUUUCCAGCAACUGAUAACACUGAAGCCACUUUGGAAUGGACAGCCUUUCCUGGGCCCAGCUCUGCAUCUCAUCUCCUUUGCCCUUGUUCUUAUAUCCUUAGUGGGGCAGUUCUUUCUUUGAGAUAGAAGGUUGGGGAGAUCAGAACAGAUCUGAAGCCUUUGGUUUUGGCCCUUGGAAGAUGGACCUUGGUCUGGUUUAGAGGGACAGCCGUAUCUCCUCUCCCCUUCUGGUACUCGUCUACUCCCUGGCUAGGUUAUUGUCCCUAUUUAGAAGUAAAGGCCUGUCAGAUAUUGCUUCCUCACAACUUUCCUUUCUAGUGACCAAUUAAAUUUUUAAUGGUUUUUCCUGAGAACCAGACUCAUCUGCUGGGAGCCUCAAGGUGAAGGUAGGGAGGAUGGUAGUGAUGGUACAGAACCCAAGUAGUUUGCAAAUUAUCGUCCGAGUUCCUCCAGACUCAGAUCCAAACCCCUGUCUUGGUAUUACAUAAUUUCCAGGAGGACUUGUGAUUAGUAACUCCCCUUUCUUGAGAAGCCAGGGAUGCAGAUUUGUUUCCCCCUCCUAGCAAAAGCUCUGAUGAGGGAAAAUCAAAACCUGUCUAUCCUCUCAGCUUCCUACUCCUUAACUAGGAGAGAAUGUCUCUAGGCCAAUAAUUCAGGCAGGAGAGCCAACAAAUAAUGGGAUUGUGGAGACUCAAGUUCUCAUCAUGUUCACCCCUCAAACUGACCUUCUUUGAACUGACUCAGAUACCUCUGGAGUUUACAUCUUCAAUUUAUAGUUCAAUGGUAUCUUAUUCCAUUAACAUUCAUUUUCUGUUUGGAAGUAAAGGUCUGACUCUUUUUUUAGCCCUAAAUUUAGCAUCAUAGCAUCUUAUCAGCAAUUCAUAUCUUAUAAGUUGCUUUUCUCUUUCUCUCUCCUUUUUCCCUUCUGAGGUUUUCAUUCAUUUCUAGACCCCCAUUCUGAAUUCCAAUGAGAAAAUUUAUACAUUCUCCCCUGGAAAGGCUGAUAAGAUUAGGUAGGGCAUUAAUUUCUAUCCAACAAUCUUUACUCACUAUCCUAGGUCAAAUGAGUAAGAAUAAAUUUCUUGUAAAUAAUAUGAAAA